UUACCAGUCGAAUAGAGAGGUGCCACACUAAUCCCCACGUGCGUUUGUUUGGCUGUGCCGCGGCUAAAUUUAUUCGAAUUUCUUGAAAAAAGUAACUGGAAAACCCCGCCUGGAAAUGGUAUUCUUCACGUGCAACAUAUGCGGCGAGUCCGUGAAGAAGCCAUCGGUGGAGAAGCACUACCAGACACGGUGCCGCGGAAACGAGAAGAACGUUUCCUGCAUGGACUGCCUCAAAGACUUUUACGGCGAGGAGUACGUUGCCCACACGAAGUGCAUCUCAGAGGCCCAGAAGUAUGCCAACCAAAGUCAGAGCUUUGUGGCCAAGGAGUCGCGGAACAAGAAUGCCCAAAAGCAGGAGAGCUGGAUGGACAUCAUUCGCGCCAUACUCGACAGCAGCGAAUACAACCUGACGCCGGCCCUGCGCAUGGCCUUCCAGCGGCUGCAGAGCGUCGACAAUGUUCCCCGGAAGAGGGCCAAGUUCGAAAACUUUGUGGGCAACUGCAUGCGCAUGCCCCGACAGCAGGCCACCCAGGUGUGGGACAUACUCGAGAAGGAGCUCAACAAGAUGAAGGAGGCCAAGCAGGAGCAGCUGGCCCAGGCCAAAGCAGCCAAGGAGGCGGCUCAGAAUGGCAAGGCCGAAAAGAAGGACGAAAAGGAGCAGCCAGAGACGGACGCUCCUCCAAAGAAAAAGUCAAAGGUGGCAGCUGAAGCUGAAGCAGAAUUAGAAGCCGCUCCUGAGGAAUCCGAAAACACCAACAGCAACGACUUUGAUUGGACCACGCAAUUGUCGAAGAUCGUGUCCAAGCAAGCCGACGGCAUCUAUCUGGAGAAGCUGAAAAAGAAGCUGCUGAAAAAGUACUCCAAGUACGUCUCAGUGGACGAGCUGAGCGAGAAGCAGGCGAAGAAAUUCCACAAAAGGUUCGACAAGCAACUGAAACUGUGUACGACGCUGCGGCUAGAUGGGGACCUGGUCAAGUCGUGCUAGCAGCCAUGGAAGUCAUACAUAGGUUAAUUAUAGCGAUGGAUCACGAGUGGGGAAAUAAAUGUUGUAAGCUGAACACAAA
This is a messenger RNA of Drosophila miranda, 1064 nucleotides long. RefSeq lists its product as uncharacterized. The coding region runs from base 116 to 985 and encodes 289 amino acids. The transcript has a single exon. Gene Ontology annotation, cellular component: nucleolus. The record is from RefSeq and is a predicted model, not a curated record. Gene Ontology annotation, biological process: rRNA processing; negative regulation of transcription by RNA polymerase II. Lineage: Eukaryota; Metazoa; Arthropoda; Insecta; Diptera; Drosophilidae. Gene Ontology annotation, molecular function: DNA binding.